AUGAGGCGUGCACUCCCCCUCAGUUUUUCAAGCUUUUUUUUAGACAAAUGUGACUCCAUACGCCAGCGUUCCACAGGGGAAAUUUUCAUCGGGGGACUUAUCACGAUGAUAGGUCGAGCCAUCGGCCUAGACUUCCCGGAUCCCGAGUACAUACCUGUCGAAACCCCACUGAACUUCCUGCUAGACUGUGAUGCUCUCAUCCGGAUGGAGAUGUUGCUCGAUCGGGGAACCCUAAUGUACAGUUGGUUAGACUCUGACAAAGCCCCGGUUUACAUCCUGCCAAGUUGGAUUGGUUCUUCAUUCGACACAGGCGACCCCGACACUUGGCUUCCUCCAGAUCAAUUGACCCAAGCAGGUGUAUUCCCAGAAUUCGGUGAUGAUGAGGGUGACGACGCAGAGGAACAAGAGGAAGAAGAUGAUGAAGAGGAUGACGAGAUGCCCGAAGCUGAGGACUAUUUUGACCAGCCUUCGAUGCAACAUCCGACGUUUCAACAUGACCAAUUCCAGGCUCCUCCACAACGUUUUGACCAUCCACAUCAGCACGGGGGACACGAAGUCCCACCAUAUUUCCCCCCUACGUUCUUUGACCAAUUUUCCAUGAUGGUCUCCACGGUGCAGCGCAUCGACACCCAAACGCAAGAGAAUACGAGAGCCAUCCAAGAUGUUGCGAGUCGUGUUGAUCGAUUGGAGCAGUCAUUCCCACCCACUUCCCGCCAGGUCCAGGAUAUGAGGGACUACCACUAUCGUCACGGGCAUUUCCCGCCGCCCGACCCUCCGAUUUAG
Molecule: messenger RNA, 783 nt
Organism: Lactuca saligna
Lineage: Eukaryota; Viridiplantae; Streptophyta; Magnoliopsida; Asterales; Asteraceae
Source: the annotation of a GenBank genome assembly